Messenger RNA from Mirounga angustirostris (Northern elephant seal), 5200 nucleotides. It is a transcript of the gene WDR49, whose product is annotated as WD repeat domain 49. Gene Ontology annotation, molecular function: calcium ion binding; protein binding. The record is from RefSeq and is a predicted model, not a curated record. NCBI's taxonomy places the organism in Eukaryota, Metazoa, Chordata, Mammalia, Carnivora, Phocidae.
GAAUUGGAGGAAAGAUGAGGCCCACAUUUAUGCGGGUGGUUAUAAAGUAUGGGGUGGAGCCGGGAAUUCUGAUAAGAACCCUGAGGGAGGUGUGCUCAGCGGGGAGAAUGAUUCAGUGCCAAGGUUCCAAAGAAAGCACAGGUCAGUGGGUACGUCCGCUUGCUCUGCCCUCUUUCCUGAGGGAACGCUCCGUUGUGCUGGUGAGUGUUGGUGGGUCCCUACGGGGGAAGGGGGCAAGGGCGCCCCAGUUUGCCAGCCUUCUCUCCUGACCACUCCUCCAGAGCACACACUGUCUUCAUCCCUGCACAUUGCCCCAUAGAGCCCGAUAUUGGACUGGCCACGUGGCAGGCUUUUACACAAUCAUAAUUGAUUCAUGGCAAACAAGCAGGUAGAUUUCAGCAGAGUCAAGAGACUACUUAUGGAUUUUACAGUGCCUUGGAAGUUUAACCUAAAAAUUAACCACACAGUUACAAAAAACAUUAAAGCCCUUUAAGACUUUACAAUCAAGAAUUCUUUCUAACACCGUAAUCUUACAUAAAGAAAACUGUGUCAAUUCAUUAACUUCUGCAGUAAUUUAUUAGCUGCUCAUUAUGCUUUCCUGUUUUGACUAAUGGAAAUGUUUAGAGCUGCAUCUUUAUGGAAGCUAAGUAGGCCAGGCGUUUUGACUGUCUUAGAAUAAUUAGAGAAUUUUGCAUCGUUAGCCCAUGGGAUACCUACCUCUCCCAGGACAGCUUCAGAAAAUGGUUUUUCGAUUUUCUCAGCUUUCCCUCAUUAGUGUCUCUUCCUGAACAAAGCCCAACUCUCCAGAAUAUCACUAUAAAAUAUUUUACAAACAUUUGUGGGACUGAUCCAGCUGCUUUUAACUAUAUUAAUUUUCUAAUUAGGAUGGUAAAAAGACCUAUUUUGUUCCUAUGUGAGAUAACUUAGGGGAAUUUAUAUUAGGGCUUACAAACAUUCUCCUAACUUACAUGAAGGUCUAACAGGAAAGGCAAAUUUGUGGUAAACAUGCCCCCCUUUGCCCUUCUGUGCCUGUGAUACAUAUCUGUAAUCUAUAAUGCCACUCUUUUCCUAUGAUUUCAGAAUCUUUCUCGACACAGCACUGUAAACAGCAAGAGGUUGGGAUUGGCAUGAAAGAUGAUCUAACCAGGUAAUUGCUCCCACAAGCCUGUAAACCCCUCAGGUGCAGGCACAAGGUCCAAUUCAGGACGUGACAUACAGUAGGUUCUUAAUAAAUGGUUUUUGGAAUGAACCGUGGGCAGAGAGAUGGAUAAAUUAAAUGGAUGCGUGAAUGACAUUUCUUUCUUUCUCUCUUUCUUUCUCCCUUCCUUCCUUCCUGUCUUCCUUCCUUCCUUCCAACUGGUACAGGAAUGCCUGUAGGAUGCUUCCUUCUCUGUGUUCUAGGGAAUGUACUGUGCAUCACCAAGGGUCUUGUGAACACCAGCCCAUAGAAUGAUAGAGCUGGAAGAAACUUUAGAAAAUACCGAGUGACAACUUUUAAUUUUUACAAAGAUGAACCUAAGGAAACAUACAAAGGCAUCAGGAACAGAUGAAAACAAAGAAUUCCACAUUGCUGGGAAGGUGGCCUUCAGAGACAAGCCCUUCAGACUGGGACAGAAGUCUUGCAUCUGCGUCCUACAAGAAAAUGGAGUUUAAAACCCCAACAUGUUAAUAGAAGCAAGGCACCUGUUGAAGGGGAAAAAAAAGUGUCAAAGUAGUUGAAGGCAGCUGAAAAGGGGUGAAGCCAUUAUGAGUUACCAGAAUGCGCUUGAGUUGAACAAGGGGCCACAGCCUGGGUCAAAGAGCCCUGGGAGGGCAGGAGGUGCCACCACAGAUGAAGGCCCCUGCCCAGCCCUGCUUGAAAACCAGCUCAGUGUGGGCGACUUUUGCAAAAUACAGAGUGCCUUUGAGCCCUCAGAGCCAUGUCAAACCAUUUGCAUGUCCAGAGAAGAGUUUAUGCAAAGGAUGACAGAGAUUGUUGGUUGGGGCACAAAGGAAGAAUAUGGGGAGCUCUUUGACAAAGUGGAUGUAGCCCAAGAUGGCUUCAUUAACUGGGACAAGCUGACUUCAUUUAUGCUGUUAGCACUUUAUGAGAAAGACGAACGAGCAAAGGCAACUGUGGUUCCCCAGUGGAAAGACCUUGAAUUCCUCCCAGUGAAGCACAAGGACACCAUUCAAAAAGUAAUAUUCUUAAAAAGUUCAAGUCGUUAUCUGACCAUCAGUAAGGAAGGCCUAUUAGGAAUCUGGGGAGAGAAUUUAAAGCUGCAAGAAACACUUCCCAUCACUUCAGAUACCACCAAGCUUAAACACCUGUGGGUGACAAGUCUGGUUUCUCUGGAAAAUGUAAACAAGAUAGCAGUGGCUUUUACGAGUAAAGAGAUUUGUUUCUAUGAUCUGCUGUCCAAAGGAGAAUUUCCUUGUCAAUAUAAACUCCAAGGCCUGAAAGGAACUCCAAUUUGUAUGGAAUAUUGGUAUGACCCCCUUGAUGCCAACGAAUCAAUUCUUUCUUUUGGGGACAUAACUGGAAAGGUUCAAGCAAUUGCUUUCACGGUGGCCUUGAUUUCCCUGUUUGAGUGUCCUGCUAAUGCACAUGAAGAUGGAGAAGCCACAGUGACCAUCAGCUGGGCAGAACUGCUCUCUGGAUAUCACAAAUGUUGCUACACAUUAGAGCAUAAUCUUCAUCAUGGAGACUGGGUCAGGCAAGUUACUUACAAUGCAUCUUUAGAUGCUAUCAUUUCCAGUACAACCAGCAAUACAAACACUGUGGUGCUGGCUUGGAGAGAGAAAUCAACAAAGCAUCUUAAAAUGACAUCCUUCGAUGUUGCUGAGGGCAUUCAUGCUUUUGAUUACCACUCUCAGCUCAAUUUAAUUGCAACUGCUGGCAUCAACAAUAAAGUUUGCCUUUGGAACCCCUAUGUUGUCUCCAAGCCAGUUGGUGUCCUUCGGGGUCACUCAGCCAGUGUAAUAGCUGUUCAGUUCUUUACUGCAAGAAAACAGCUUUUCAGCUUCUCCAAAGAUAAAGUUUUGAGACUCUGGGAUAUUCAGCACCAGCUGUCCAUCCAGAGGAUAGCUUGUUCUUUUCCCAAAAGUCAGGACCUCAGAUGUCUCUUCCACUUUGAUGAAGCCCAUGGACGACUUUUCAUCUCAUUUAAUAACCAGCUCGCAUUGUUGGCAAUGAAAAGCGAGGCCAGCACAAGGGUGAAGAGCCACAAGACAGCAGUCACUUGUGUUCUUUACAAUUCGGUCUUGAAGCAGGUAAUCAGCUCGGACGUGGGGUCUACUGUUUCCUUCUGGAUGAUAGACACUGGGCAAAAAAUCAAACAGUUUACUGGUUGCCAUGGCAACGCAGAAAUCAGCACUAUGGCCCUUGAUGCAAAUGAGACACGGCUUUUGACUGGCAGCACAGAUGGGACCAUAAAGGUAUGGGACUUCAGUGGAUACUGUCACCACAUAUUAAAUGUUGGGAGAGAAGGAGCUGUGGAUAUUUCACAGAUCCUGGUUCUUAAGAAGACGAUACUGGUUACAGGCUGGGAGAGGUAUGGUGCUUCGUGCAAAACUGUAGGAAGGGCUAUUACGGUGUUUCGACUACAGAACUUCAAUCACUUCUUCGUCCAGCCUGAAAAAUGGAAAGGAGGAAUACAGCACUGUGAUGAUAUCUUGUGCGCUGCAUUUUCACCUCCACAAACUCUUGUUACAGGGAGUUACGAUGGAGAAAUCGUUCUGUGGAAUAACAGCACAGAAAAGGCUCACUACGUCCUCCACCCUGAUUAUCAGAGGCUGCUAAAAUCAAAAUCAGAUACAGAGCCUCAAAAGCUUCCGAGUGCUGGGAGGAGCCGCUCCCCCCACCCCGGCCCAAACCAGGCUGCCCUGGGAGCCCACUCCUUGGAGACCCACACGGAGGGCAAUGAUGCUGUUGUGGGGCUCUGCUUCCUUGAGGCAAGAAAAACCACCGCAGAGACAGGAGGAGCUAACCUGGUGUCAUGUGGAGGAUCUGGGUAUGUCAGAUUUUGGGAUACAUUUAAGAAGCAACUUCUGGCUGAGUUUUUGGCUCAUGGUGGAGUUGGAUCCAUUAUUAUGUCUACUGAUAAGUCAAACCAAUACCUCACCACAGGAGAUCUGGAUGGACAACUGAAAAUCUGGGAUAUAAAAGAGUACUGUCUUAAUUCCAGUAAGAGCAAAAUCACACAGGCCCCAGCUCUGAUACGAUCAUUCCGACCUCAUGAAGACCAGAUAAGUUCCUUAGAGAUGUGUAAGCCAGGUGGCCGCUUACUGAUUAUCUCCUCAUCGGCAGACUGCAGCAUUUGUGUGACUGAUGUCUGUGGUGCUCCUGUCUGGAUCUUUGGUCAGGCAAAGCAUUGGCAAAAUGAAAACUGUUCUUCCCUUCCUAAAAGAGAUACUAACUUAAUGAAAAGUGAGAUUCAAGAAGAAAGCAUAAGGGAAAUUCCUUUACUUUCUAAGAAGGAAUCAUGGUUAGACCUACCAGAACAUUCUCUACUUGAUAAGAAAAACAAAGAUGAUACCACAUUCAAUGUCAGACCAUCAGAAGUCAUAAAUUUAGGUAUAAAAUAUAAGGAAAGAAAUAUCUUCAGGAAAAAAACACAUAACCUUUACAAUGGUGAAGUUAUGCAAAAAUCACCCACCUCCCCUAAAACCUACUGUUACGAAGGUGCAUUUAGGUCAUUAAGCAUCGGAGCCCUGAAAGAGCUGCCUGAAGUGAAGAAGCCAGCUUUUCUUCUGGACCUGGAGACGUACUUUAGGGAAAAGCCAGAGGAGGAGUGUUCCCGAAUUCCAGAGCUUCCAUUGCUCUCUGAAACUUUGAAAGCUGUAUUUGAUGAGAAAAACCUGUUCCCCAAAGAAAUUCUGGAUCGGGAACGAAGAGCCAAGCAAUUAUGUCAAGAAACAAGUAGUGAAGUGAAGAUAAAAAGAAAUAAGAAGCAGUUAUAAUUGAAAGAGAAAUAAAUAUUUCAUUGUCACAUGAAGUAUGAAUAUAGAAGGCGGAUAAGAAAUCCAGAAUUCUGCGCCUUUCUUUUACUUUACUUUUAAACUUCAGGAGGUUUUGUUUUCAGACAAUGUCUUAAUGUUGCUUUUAUCCAUCACCUUUCACUUUCUGUGUAUUCUUAAUAAAAGAUAGAUUGGACUAAACGGGGCAAUAACAACUGGCAUCGUUUAUUCCCAAGUGGUCUUAUGUAAAAAUGUACAUUUU